CGGCCGUCGGCGCUCGGAGCCGGUCCCCCGCGCGCCGGUCCCCGCGCGCCCCCAGGCGCGCCUGGCUGAGGGCUCUCCUCCGCGUGCGCGAAAGGGGAUAUGCCAUUUGGACAUGUAAUUGUCGGCACGGGAUCUGAGACGUCCAAAAAAUGAAGCUGGCGACAGGACUGUGGGUCUGGGUGAGCCUUCUCGUGGCGGCGGGGACCGUCCAGCCCAGCGCUUCUCAGUCAGUGUGUGCAGGAACAGAGAAUAAGCUGAGCUCUCUCUCUGAUCUGGAGCAGCAGUAUCGAGCCCUGCGCAAAUACUAUGAGAACUGUGAGGUAGUCAUGGGCAACCUGGAGAUAACCAGCAUCGAGCACAACCGGGACCUCUCCUUUCUGCGGUCUAUUCGAGAAGUCACAGGCUACGUGUUAGUGGCUCUUAACCAGUUUCGUUACCUGCCUCUGGAGAACUUACGCAUUAUUCGUGGGACAAAACUUUAUGAGGAUCGAUACGCCUUGGCAAUAUUUUUAAACUACAGAAAAGAUGGAAACUUUGGACUUCAGGAACUUGGAUUGAAGAACUUGACAGAAAUCCUAAAUGGUGGAGUCUAUGUAGACCAGAACAAAUUCCUUUGUUACACAGACACAAUUCAUUGGCAAGACAUUGUUCGGAAUCCAUGGCCUUCCAACUUGACUCUGGUGUCAACAAAUGGUAGCUCAGGAUGUGGACGUUGCCAUAAGUCCUGUACUGGCCGAUGCUGGGGACCCACAGAGAAUCAUUGCCAGACUUUGACAAGGACAGUGUGUGCAGAACAAUGUGAUGGCAGGUGCUACGGACCCUACGUCAGUGACUGCUGUCAUCGAGAAUGUGCUGGGGGCUGCUCGGGACCCAAGGACACCGACUGCUUUGCCUGCAUGAAUUUCAAUGACAGUGGAGCAUGUGUUACUCAGUGUCCCCAAACUUUUGUCUACAAUCCAACCACCUUUCAGUUGGAGCAUAACUUCAAUGCAAAGUACACGUAUGGAGCAUUUUGUGUCAAGAAGUGCCCACAUAACUUUGUGGUCGAUUCCAGUUCUUGUGUGCGUGCCUGUCCUAGUUCCAAGAUGGAAGUAGAAGAAAAUGGUAUUAAAAUGUGUAAACCUUGCACUGAUAUUUGCCCAAAAGCUUGCGAUGGCAUUGGCACGGGAUCACUGCUGUCAGCUCAGACUGUGGAUUCCAGUAACAUUGACAAAUUCAUAAACUGCACCAAAAUCAAUGGGAAUUUGAUCUUCCUUGUCACUGGUAUUCAUGGGGACCCUUACAAUGCAAUUGAAGCCAUAGACCCAGAGAAACUGAAUGUCUUUCGGACCGUCCGAGAGAUAACAGGUUUCUUGAACAUACAGUCAUGGCCCCCAAACAUGACCGACUUCAGUGUUUUUUCUAACCUGGUGACCAUUGGUGGAAGAGUACUCUACAGUGGCCUCUCCUUGCUUAUCCUCAAGCAACAGGGCAUCACUUCUCUCCAAUUCCAGUCCCUGAAGGAAAUCAGUGCAGGAAACAUCUAUAUUACAGACAACAGCAACCUGUGCUAUUAUCACACCAUUAACUGGACAACACUCUUCAGCACUAUCAACCAAAGAAUAGUUAUCCGGGACAACAGGAAAGCUGAAAACUGUACUGCUGAAGGAAUGGUAUGUAACCAUCUGUGCUCAAGCAAUGGCUGCUGGGGACCCGGGCCAGACCAGUGCCUGUCCUGCCGUCGCUUCAGCAGGGGGAGGACCUGCAUAGAGUCCUGUAACCUCUUUGAUGGUGAAUUUCGGGAGUUUGAGAAUGGCUCCAUCUGUGUGGAGUGUGACCCCCAGUGUGAGAAGAUGGAAGAUGGCAUCCUCACAUGCCAUGGACCGGGACCUGACAACUGUACCAAGUGCUCCCAUUUUAAGGAUGGCCCGAACUGUGUGGAAAAAUGUCCAGAUGGCCUGCAGGGUGCAAACAGUUUCAUCUUCAAGUAUGCUGAUCAGGAUCGGGAGUGCCACCCAUGCCAUCCAAACUGCACCCAAGGGUGUAGCGGUCCCACUAGUCAUGACUGCAUUUACUACCCUUGGACGGGCCAUUCCACUUUACCACAACAUGCUAGGACUCCUCUAAUUGCAGCGGGAGUUAUCGGCGGGCUCUUCAUCAUGGUCAUCAUGGCUCUAACAUUCGCAGUUUAUGUUAGAAGGAAGAGCAUCAAAAAGAAAAGAGCCUUGAGAAGGUUCCUGGAAACAGAGCUGGUAGAACCCUUAACUCCCAGUGGCACAGCCCCCAAUCAAGCUCAACUUCGCAUUUUGAAAGAAACUGAGCUCAAAAGAGUGAAAGUACUUGGCUCGGGUGCUUUUGGAACUGUUUAUAAAGGUAUUUGGGUCCCUGAAGGAGAAACAGUGAAGAUUCCUGUAGCUAUUAAGAUUCUUAAUGAAACAACUGGUCCCAAAGCCAAUGUGGAGUUUAUGGAUGAAGCUCUGAUCAUGGCAAGUAUGGACCAUCCACACUUAGUCCGGUUAUUGGGUGUCUGUCUGAGCCCAACUAUCCAGCUGGUUACACAGCUUAUGCCCCAUGGCUGCCUGUUGGAUUACGUCCAUGAACACAAGGAUAACAUUGGAUCACAGCUGUUGCUUAACUGGUGUGUCCAGAUAGCGAAGGGAAUGAUGUACCUGGAAGAAAGGCGGCUCGUUCAUCGGGACUUGGCAGCCCGUAAUGUCUUAGUGAAAUCUCCAAACCAUGUGAAAAUCACAGAUUUUGGACUAGCCAGACUCUUGGAAGGAGACGAAAAAGAGUAUAAUGCUGACGGAGGAAAGAUGCCAAUUAAGUGGAUGGCUCUGGAGUGUAUACACUAUAGGAAAUUCACCCACCAGAGUGAUGUUUGGAGCUAUGGAGUCACUAUUUGGGAACUGAUGACCUUUGGAGGAAAACCCUACGAUGGAAUUCCAACCCGAGAAAUCCCUGAUUUAUUAGAGAAAGGAGAACGUUUGCCCCAGCCUCCCAUCUGCACUAUUGAUGUCUACAUGGUCAUGGUCAAAUGUUGGAUGAUUGAUGCUGACAGUAGACCUAAAUUUAAAGAACUGGCCGCUGAAUUUUCGAGGAUGGCUCGAGACCCUCAAAGAUAUCUAGUUAUUCAGGGUGAUGAUCGUAUGAAACUUCCCAGUCCAAACGACAGCAAGUUCUUUCAGAAUCUCUUGGAUGAAGAGGAUUUAGAGGAUAUGAUGGAUGCUGAGGAAUACCUGGUCCCUCAGGCUUUCAACAUCCCACCUCCCAUCUAUACUUCCAGAGCAAGAAUUGACUCAAAUAGGAGUGACAUUGGACACAGCCCUCCUCCUGCCUACACCCCCAUGUCAGGAAACCAGUUUGUGUACCGAGACGGAGGUUUUGCCGCAGAACAAGGAGUGCCCGUGCCCUACAGAGCCACCACCAGCACCAUCCCAGAAGCUCCCGUUGCUCAGGGGGCUACCCCCGAGAUUUUUGAUGACUCCUGCUGUAACGGCACCCUGCGCAAGCCAGUGGCACCCCAUGUCCAAGAGGAUAGCAGCACCCAGAGGUACAGCGCUGACCCCACAGUGUUUGCCACAGAACGGAGCCCACGAGGAGAGCUGGAUGAGGAAGGUUACAUGACCCCUAUGCGAGACAAACCCAAACAAGAGUACCUGCACCCUGUGGAAGAGAACCCUUUUGUUUCUCGAAGAAAAAAUGGAGACCUUCAAGCUUUGGAUAAUCCUGAAUAUCACAGUGCUUCCAACGGUCCGCCCAAGGCAGAGGAUGAGUAUGUGAAUGAGCCACUGUACCUCAACACCUUUGCCAACGCCUUGGGGAAUGCCGAGUACCUGAAGAACAAUGUACUGUCUGUGCCAGAGAAGGCCAAGAAGGCAUUCGACAACCCUGACUACUGGAACCACAGCCUGCCGCCUCGGAGCACCCUUCAGCACCCAGACUACCUGCAGGAGUACAGCACAAAAUAUUUUUAUAAACAAAAUGGACGGAUCCGGCCUAUUGUGGCAGAGAAUCCUGAAUACCUCUCUGAGUUCUCAUUGAAGCCAGGUACUGUGCUGCCUCCUCCACCCUACAGACACCGAAAUACUGUGGUGUAAGCUCAGCAGUGGUUUUAACGUGGAGAGACAUGCCCACUCCAAUUUCCCUCCCGCCUCUCUUUCUCUUAUGGUCUUCCUUCUACACCCAAGGCCAGUAGUUUUGACACUUCCCAAUGGAAGCUCUAGAGAUGCAAUGAUAGUUACGUGCUUAUCUAACUUGAACAUUAGAAGGAAGGACAGAAAGAGAAAGACAGGAGGAACCACACUGUUUCUUCAUUUCUCUGCAUGGGUUGGUCAGGAGACUGGAACAGCUAGAGAAGGCAAAUAUAAGACAACACUGCCUGCUGUCAAACUAGUUCUCAACUUUUUUCUUUCUCUCUCUUUUUUUUUAAUGCAGAUGCUUGAAAGACCCAUGCUAUCCGUUCCUAUUUGUAGGAAAUGAUAUCUGCAUUUUCAGCAUCCCUGGAAAUUCUAAUAACGUUUCCAUUAGAACAAAAGGAUAACCUUUUCUAUAACAUAUGAUAGUAACUGAGAUGGAGAAUCCAAUUUCUUUCUCCAACAGUUUCUAUCCUGACAGGCAAGAAUGGUCAAUUCAGCUUUCGUAAUUUUUUAAUCUCCGUCAAAGUUAUAACUAGCAAUUAUGUUAGGAGGCCUUUUUCUGUUUUUUUCAUUUUAUUUUGCUUCGAUCUGUCUCUUCAUAUUCCUUUCUCCCCUGUUUCGCUUUAAUUUCUAAUUGCAAAGAUUUUUACAUCAAAGCUUCUUAUGUGUUGCUAUAACUGACAAUUUUUAAAAUAUAUAUUUUAAUAUGGCGAAACACCCACUAUUUUAAAUAUACAGUCUUUAAAAUUGGAAGGGGAGGUCAAGAUAUUAGUCAAAUGUAACAUCAAAUCUAACUUCCAUGUUUCACACUAUUGAAUAUGUACCCCCUUUCCUUUCGAUUCUUCAACAUUUUCUUCUCCUCCAUAAGUGACAGUACUUGAUAGGCAGUUGGUAAUGUUAAGAGUAGAAGGGAAACUAAGAGACAGCUCUGUGUGGUUCAUGAAAACUGCUGACACUUUCAGGGGUGGUCCAAUGGGAAUCCACUGAACUGGAAGAAACACUGGAUUGGGUACGUCUACCUGGCAGAUACUCAAAAAUGUAGUUUGCACUUAAGCUAUAAUUUUAUUUGUUCUCUCUCCGAACUCCAUUUUGGAUUUUGAAUGAAGCAAUAUGGAAGUAACCAGCAAAAUAACUAAUUUAAGUACAUUUUUUAAGAAAAGCUAAGACAAAGACAGACUGUGGAAAUGCCAGACCACACAAAUGAGGACUUUAGAACAGUAUCCAGGGGUUGUGGUGAGGGGGCCAGCACAUUAUCUACUUGUGAUAUCACAUUUGCUACGCAAGGAAAGUUGUCCAGUUUGUACACUGCAUAUGAAGGAAUGCAAGUAAGGAUUGGCUUGAAUUCCAUGGAAUUUCCCGUGUGAGACUCUAUUUAUAUUAAGUGGAAAGUUACUCUUUGCACAUAAAUUGGUAUAAUAAAAAGAAAUACAUAAACACUCACAGUGUAUAGAUAGGUCCUUGGGUCAAAAGUUGUAAAUAAACGUGAAAAAUCUUCUCAUGUAAUUAUUUUCAUAUCCAACAUACUAAUCUUUUGAUACUUUAUAUAAUAACUUUUUCUUCAAACAUAACAUCCUAGUUCUAGAAUCAUCUUUAUUACAUGUGAUUUUAAAAGAAUACCUACUAAGUUAAGAUGAGCCAAUGUGAACAAAUGGUAGGAGUCUCCAGGAAAAGGGGGCCUGGGGUCAGUAAUUAGGAAAAUUGGAUAUGUCUCUUUUCUAGGAAAGGCUGCCCCAAGUCAUUUGGAUUUUUUAAAAAUAUUUCUUUCUAAUGUUAAAGUAUUGGGAUCAAAUUCAAGUCUAUCGCCUAAAAGAAAGCAAUUAGACUAAAAAUCUCCACUGGCAAAGCAGAGAGUUUAGAGGGAAAAAAAGGCAAAGAAAUCUAGGUUUCUGCCUAUUUUGAAAAAGUAAAUCAGUUCAUCCAUUCAGCUCCCUUAUUUCUCCAAAUGAUAUUUAUUUGAAGUCUACUGAAAGCACUGGGUUAUGUGGGAACACCCAGAUAAAUGCAAUGUUAUCCCUGACUUAACAUUUUACUGUCUAGAUUUAUUUGGAAUGACAUUCAAAUUUCUCCAUAAGUACAAGGAAUAAGAUUGUGUGGACUAUUUUAUGAGCAGUCAUCAUAAAAUCAGCCGUUUGUUAAAAGAUCUCCUGUGAAUUCAUUUGGGACAUGAAUUAAACAUCUUACAAGUUACUGAAGUUGACAAAUAAGAUAGUUUCAAUGUUAUCAUCCAAACACAAACUGGUCUGGACGGAUCUUACAUCACUGGCUAAUUGCCUAUCUGUAUUCCAACUUGACCAUUAAAUCAACAGCAGAUGUUGGUCUUGGCUAAGAAUCUUGGAGGCGAUUGUUUUCUUACUAAAUUACGAGAAGUGAGGUAAGCUAAAAGAGUGAGGUAGAGCGAGGGAGGGGUCUGCAAGAUCACUUCCAGUGAAGUUCAACCACAAACUCUAGGACUGAAGGCACAGAAUGAUGCGGGGGCCACAGCCUCACAGCUCAGAGCUCUCUCACCCAUUCAGAGGAGUCUCGAGGAAAAGGUGACCUUACAUCAGUACUUCUGAAAAUUUGGAUAUAAACCUCCUUUCUAGAUCAAUCUAUACCAACUUAUCACUGACAGCACCUUCGUUGGAUACUGGAACUUGACUUUGUCUUCUGAUUCACAAAAUUUAUAUGGUUUCUACUGGGAUAGGGAAAGUGGAAUCACUUAUUUUGGAGAAGGAAAAGAAGAAAAUUUUUUAGUGUUACGGUAGAAGAAAUGUAUUCAGUGAAUGUAGCCUCGUUCAUCUGACAACACAAGACCCUUACACAUCAAGUAAUGUCCCAUUAAUAACCGAAGAUAGGUGCAAGUAUAAUCCAAGUGGCCCAAAACACGCCACAAGAACUCCACUUUAGUGUAUUUUUUUAUGAUUUCUAUAGUACAUACUUGAUUUCAGUUGUUUUAGGGUUUCUCUUUUGUUUUAUUUUUAUCCUCCUAGGAAAACAUAUUUCAGAGUGUAUGAGAGGAAGAAAAAAGAGUUUCAUUUGUUCCAAGAAUAACUUAUUCAACUCAGUAGAGCGAAAUCAAAAUGCCAUUUAAAGCCUGCAAAACGCAUGGAAAUCUCAGAUUCCAGAGACCAGUACUAUCAAUGCAAAUAUGCAGAACCAAUGAAAUCAAUUUGAGGAGAAUUAAUAGGAAAACUACACAGACUAUUUUUUUUUCUGCUUUAUCUCCCCAAACACCCCCUGCACACAGUUGUA
This is a messenger RNA of Equus quagga, 7346 nucleotides long. RefSeq names its product erb-b2 receptor tyrosine kinase 4 (gene ERBB4). The transcript has 28 exons. Gene Ontology annotation, molecular function: ATP binding; transmembrane receptor protein tyrosine kinase activity; epidermal growth factor receptor binding. The coding region runs from base 150 to 4076 and encodes 1308 amino acids. Gene Ontology annotation, cellular component: signaling receptor complex; basal plasma membrane. The record is from RefSeq and is a predicted model, not a curated record. Lineage: Eukaryota; Metazoa; Chordata; Mammalia; Perissodactyla; Equidae. Gene Ontology annotation, biological process: cell surface receptor protein tyrosine kinase signaling pathway; protein phosphorylation; positive regulation of cell population proliferation.